Aethina tumida (small hive beetle) is the source of this 1211-nucleotide messenger RNA. RefSeq names its product UBX domain-containing protein 1-B. The record is from RefSeq and is a predicted model, not a curated record. NCBI's taxonomy places the organism in Eukaryota, Metazoa, Arthropoda, Insecta, Coleoptera, Nitidulidae. Gene Ontology annotation, molecular function: protein binding. Bases 106 to 1041 code for a protein of 311 amino acids. The transcript is spliced from 4 exons.
GAAAUGUGACAACAUCGUUGUUUUAAGUAAAUUCUUCAAAGCUUUCAAACGUCAUUUUUUUUACCCGGUUUACUAAAAUUUCGUGAUUUUCCCCAAAAGACAAGCAUGGACAAUAUCGUGGAGACACUGGUGGAAAUGGGGUUCAGCAAGGAGCGGGCUGAACUGGCGAUGAAAAGGUCCGGCAGCCAGAACGUGCAGGACGUGAUGGAGUGGCUGCUGUCGCACGAGGAGGAGAUCGACAGCGCGCCGCAUGACGCCCCGCCCGCCCCGGAACCGGCCGCCGCGACGCCGAACGUCGAGGAGCAGUCCACCAUCGAGGAGCCAGCUCAGGUGGCCAAAUCGAUUAGGUGCGACGACUGCGGCAAGCUGUUCCAGACGUCCGACCAGGUCGAGUUCCACGCCGUCAAGACGAAACACGAGAACUUUUCGGAGUCGACGGAGGAGAAGAAGCCUUUGACCGAGGAGGAGAAGAAGGAGCAGCUGGCGAAGAUCGAGGCCAAACUGAAGCAGCGACGCCUGGAGCGCGAGGCCAAAGAAAAGGAGGAGGCCCUGUUGCGCGAAAAGAACCGCAUCAAGUCGGGCAAGGAGAUGCUCGAGGCCAAAAAACGGUACGAGGAACUGGAAAUGAAGAAGAUAAUGGAGCAAAAGAAGCGCGAGAAGGAGGAGGAGCGGCUGGCGAAGCAGAGGGUGCGUGAACAAAUUGAGCAGGACAAACUGGCCCGGAAAGCCAGGCAAGCAGGUGAGGUGCUGCCUGUGCAACAACCACAACCUGUUUUGGUUAAAAACCCCGUCAAGAAUUACGAUCAAGUCAAGUUGCAAAUUAGGCUAACCAAUGGUGAAGUGAUCACUCAGACCUUCGGGGCAAAAGAACCACUGUCGGCUGUCAGGCUUUAUGUGGAAAUGAACAGGAGUGACUCAGAGGAUCCAUUUAAAUUGUCCACGUCGUACCCAAGGAAAGUGUUUGCCGACGAGGACUACGACAAACCUUUAGAAACUUUAGGCUUAGCACCUUCAGCAGUGUUGAUUGUUUCAAAGAAUUAACGCGGCUCAUCUCACGGACUUUCCAGGCUUACCAAAAAAACUCUCAGUGUAUCUGUAAGUGAUAUAUUUUUAUUAAACAAAACUUACGGACGACUCACUUAUUUAUGCUUUGUGGUGUGUUAAAUUAACAUUUAAGUUGUGAAACCAAUAAAACUUUUUAUAUUUGGCAA